GGAUUAAGUAAUCAAUUGAAAGUAGUAACUAGUGUUAGAUUGUGGUUUUGAAAAUAAUCAGGUUAUUAAAAAUAAUUUUUUAUUGUAAAAUAAAUUAUUUUUAAUUUUAAUUAAAAUACAAUCGGAGUAAAAGUGAAUGAAAGAAAAUUUAUGAUAUUAAAUAUAAUUAAUAAUAAUAAUGACAUCUUCAGAGUAUUUUUUGACUGAUGAAAAAUUAAGUCCGAAAGUUAUUGCCCGGCUUAAAAAAUUUGAAUUAAAUUUCGAUAUAAUUGAAGAUGAUCCAGACUCUGGAGCGCUAAAUUAUUAUGAUAAAACGAAAGCAGAUCGAUUUCAAAUAUUUGACGAAAAAUUUUGUGAUAAAAAUGUGACGAUUAAAAAUAAUGAUAUUUAUCAGCAUCUUGAUGUAAUUGAGCGGCAAUUGUUGACUGAGAAGGAUGUAAAUAUAAUGGGACCACAUUAUUUAGAUCAUUCUAAAAUAGACGAAUCAAAACAAUCAGCUGUUAAUUUUUUUGAUGUUGAAAAUAUUGAAUUUACUCCGGGGACGAUAAGUGGGUCUGUUAAAUUUAAUGAAGAAAGUAAUAAUUUUAAUAAAGUGAGAACACAAUUGAAUAAUUCACUGGAACCUGUUAAUUUGAUCGUUAUUAAUUCCGAGUCUGAAUUUGAAUCUAAAAUAACAAAUCAACUGUCAUUCCAACGAAGUACAGAUGACAGUAUUAUAUCAAAAAGAAUAAUAUAUUCAUUAAUUAAAUUUGAGUGGUUGAAAAUACCUUUUAAAAAAAUAUCUACGCUCAGUAAUUGGAUUAAAUUUUUUUUAAAAAAGAAAUGCCACAGGAUUUAUAAAUUUUUUAAUUCAGAGUUGAAAAUUUAUAAUGAAAAUAAAGAAGAAUUAAGUCAAGUAAUAACUUUAUCACAUAAUAAGAGUACGGAAAAUAAUAAAAUGUUAUUUUUAUUGACUGAAAAAAUUAAUGGUAUGAAAGAAGAAGUUAUUGAGAUUCGUACUACAAGUGAAGCAAUGUUUACUUUUUUAAAAAGUGAAGUACAAAGUCUGAAAAGUAUAAAUAAAAAAUUAUCUGACGACAACGAUGAAUUGAUAAAGGAGUUGAAAAACGUUUCUCAGAUAUUGGAAAUAAAUAAAUUUAAUUCAAAAGAUUCUUCUAAAAAACCAGAAUCUUCUUGUGUACCACCACCGCCUCCACCACCACCGUUACCUUUGUCGAGGACACCCGGUGUGAAAAAAACUCCAAAAAAUAAUAAAACACGUACUCCAAAAAAAUGUUUGAUGCCACAGGAGACACGACCGGUUAUAACAAUGGAUGAUCUUCUUAAAGUGACACUAAGAAAAGCACCUCAGGAGAAACCAAAACCAGUAGAUUCAGAUCCUCGACCUGUGAUAUCCUUGGAGAUGCUAAAAAAUGUGAAACUUAAAUCAGUUAAAAAUCGAAGUCACAAUUAUAAAGUAAGAUCACCACAUGGUCUAAAAAGUCGUAGUAAAUUUCAAAAUAUAAAUCUCUCUCCUAUUAUGGCAGGAGCUGUUAGUCCUUUGAGUAGAAUCCUGAGUCAAAAAGAAGGUUUUAAACGCAAACCCAGAAAGAUUCUUAUGAGUCCUGGAAUUAAGGAUCAAAUCGAUAAUAUCGGUGACGAAUAAACUAACUGAGUUUCUAAUAAAACUGACAAGAUUUGUUGUUAAAUCUCUAAUUAUUUAAAGUUGUUAAUUAAAAGAUUUAUUAUAUUUAACUCCGUACUUAAAAAUCUUUACCAUAAAAAGCUGCAUUAUUUCAUUUAUGUAAAAUAAAAUUUUAUUUGAAACACAAAUUCUUUGAUUAUCUUAUU
Molecule: messenger RNA, 1830 nt
Organism: Microplitis mediator
Lineage: Eukaryota; Metazoa; Arthropoda; Insecta; Hymenoptera; Braconidae
Product: arp2/3 complex-activating protein rickA-like
Exons: 5
Coding region: 179-1645 (488 amino acids)
Source: RefSeq, a predicted model, not a curated record